AUGACGUUGGCCUUCCCUUCCCGGGCUCUUGGGCUUUUUCUGCCCUUACUCUGCACCGUUAGCCAGGUGGCCGUGGGUGAGCAAGCGCUUUGCGAGGCCCAGGAGGAGGACACUUCCGCGCUCUUGCAGGGCCCCAUACACCUACGUCGCUUCUUCCACCGGCUGCGCUAUCACGGUGUUUCUGGCCCUCGGUACUACAGUCCCGGCAGAUAUGGGUACUAUGAGACGACGAUGCCGGAGCCCAGCGACAAUGCUGAUACAAUCGCACCAGCGUCGACGCCGGGCGACAAUGAAGACACAGUCGCACCAGCAUCGACCCAGGGCGACAACCAAGACACAGUCGCACCUGUAUCGACGCCAGGCGACAACGAAGACACAGUCGCACCAGCAUCGACACAGGGCGACAACCAAGACACAAUCGCACCAGCAUCAACGCCAGGUGACAAUGAAGACACAGUCGCACCAGCAUCGACGCCGGGCGACAACCAAGACACAAUCGCACCAGCAUCUACACCAGGCGACAACCAAGACACAAUCGCACCAGCAUCUACACCAGGCGACAAUGAGGACACAAGCGUACCAGACUUGCCGCCCGGCGACAACGAGGCUCCGACCCCCGUCAUCAAGUUGGUGACUCCUUCGCCUACCGAU
Messenger RNA from Symbiodinium necroappetens, 651 nucleotides. The record is from the annotation of a GenBank genome assembly. NCBI's taxonomy places the organism in Eukaryota, Dinophyceae, Suessiales, Symbiodiniaceae.